AUGUCGACGGACUACAACUAUGACGAGCAGGGGCAAUUCUUCCCUUACUUCGUCGCCACAAUGUUAUUCCUAACUCUCGCCCCAGUCACAUAUUCUACCUUUGCUCCUAGCAAACAGGUCGGAUUGCAAAACAAUCCUCGCAUUGAAUCCUCCUUUAAACCUGCCGAUUAUGACCAUAUUGAACAGCACAAGCGAAAGAAGAGAAAAGAGUCCAGAAGGAUAAAGCGAAUGAUCUUCUUAACUUUGGGAUGGUCGUUAUUCUCCUACAUGAUCUACCUCAUCGUCACAUCUUCGGCGCUCACACCCCAGAUAUGGGACCCAUAUAGCAUAUUGGGCAUCUCUAUGUCUGCCUCCGAAAAAGCCAUCAAAUCCCAUUACCGUAGAUUAUCCAUCAAAUUUCACCCGGACAAAGUCAAGCUGCAAGGCAAUGACACCAUGGAAGCCGCCAAUGAACGUUGGGUCGAAAUUACAAAGGCAUACAAGGCCCUUACCGACGAAGAAAUUCGUAAGAACUACCAAGAAUACGGACAUCCCGACGGGAAGCAGUCUUACAGCAUUGGUAUCGCUUUGCCACAAUGGACGAUCGCUGAUGGAUCGAAGUACUAUGUUCUGGCUUUCUAUGGUGUUAUGUUCGGAAUGGUGCUUCCCUACUACGUCGGCAAGUGGUGGUAUGGUACCAAGAAGUACACCAAGGAUGGCGUUUUGAUGGAAACGGCUGGAAGAUUGUUCAAGGCUUUUGAGGAAGAUUGCGACGAGAAGAAAUCCAUUGAAGUACUUAGCGCAGGUGGUUUGGAGAAGUUUCAGAAAGACGAAAAGAACUUCGAGGGCCAAGAGCACAUCAUUGAAUCCGCUAUCAAGGACAAGGUCCCCAUUGGCGUCAUGAAAACUCUUGAGAAGAUGGACGGAUGGAAGCGAAAGACAUACGGUUUACUCUGGGCCUACAUGACAAGAACAAAGUUUCAAGACGCGAAAUUGGAUGCUGAAAAACUCGAUGUCGCCCAAGAAGCUGUGUCGUGGAACAACUCCCUCCUUUCUAUUGCCCUCGCCUACUCUAUCACAAAGCCCAUCCUUAGCUCUAUGCGCGUGAACCAAAACCUUGUCCAGGCUAUUCAGCCCGGCGGCUCUCCACUCCUGCAACUCCCCCAUUUCACUGAAGAACUUUGUGAAAAGAUCGAAGAAUUCGGUGCCAAGGAUCACUGGACAAUUCAGCGUUUCAUGUCCCUCCCUGAUGAAAAGCGAAGACAACUUUGCAUUGGAAAGGACGGCCUUACAGAAGAGCAGUACAAGGAAGCUAUCUCUGUCGCUCAGAAGAUCCCCAUCUUACAUGUUGAAAAGGCAUUCUUCAAGGUCCAGGGAGACAAAGUCGUCACUCCUAACGCCAUCUGUCACCUUGUUCUCAAGGUCCGCGUUGUUCCUGCUGGUGUAAAACCCCCUCCAGUCGAUCCCAAAGACCUUGAAGACGAGGAUCCCGCAGAAGACGAUAUUGAUGCCUUGAUCGGUAGAACCCCACCAAAGUCCAAAGCCCAAACCGGUGCCUCUGAAAAGUCCCCCAUUCCUACUAAUGAAGUUGAAAAGUCUGCCCUUGUCACUGCCACCGAGACCCCACUACCAACCCUCACACAUGCCCCGUUUUUCCCCGCUGCCACACUUCCUAAAUGGCACGUCUUCCUUGCAGACCGCCGAGCUGGACGUAUGAUCAUCGCCCCAAUGACAAUUCUACAAUUCCCAGAGAACACAGACAAUUUCCAGGUCCAGACUUUCAAGUUGCAAUUUGGCGCUCCACCAAACGGUGGCGAGGUUCAUUUCCAGAUGCAUUUGGUCUGCGAUUCGUAUCUUGGAACGGACUACAAGGCUAGCAUCAUAUUGAAAGUUGAUGAGCCCGGUAUGUUUGGUGGUCGGGAUGAAGACGAAAUUAGUGAGCCCGAGGAAGAUUCAAUCGCUGGUGUCAUGGCAUCCGCUCGUGGCCAAAAGGUUAAACCAUCGCCAUACCAUAGCCACCACCACGACGACGAUGACUCUGACGAAGAUGAUGAGAGCGACACGGAUGGUGAGCAAGAUGACGGCAGUGCAACUGACACUGAUACCGACACCGACGAAGAAUAA
Orbilia oligospora ATCC 24927 is the source of this 2103-nucleotide messenger RNA. RefSeq lists its product as uncharacterized. The coding region runs from base 1 to 2103 and encodes 700 amino acids. Gene Ontology annotation, cellular component: Sec62/Sec63 complex. Lineage: Eukaryota; Fungi; Ascomycota; Orbiliomycetes; Orbiliales; Orbiliaceae. The transcript has 6 exons. Gene Ontology annotation, biological process: SRP-dependent cotranslational protein targeting to membrane; post-translational protein targeting to endoplasmic reticulum membrane. Gene Ontology annotation, molecular function: RNA binding; transmembrane protein transporter activity. The record is from RefSeq and is a predicted model, not a curated record.